Molecule: messenger RNA, 1123 nt
Organism: Hermetia illucens (black soldier fly)
Lineage: Eukaryota; Metazoa; Arthropoda; Insecta; Diptera; Stratiomyidae
Gene: RfC3
Product: replication factor C subunit 5
Exons: 7
Coding region: 118-1116 (332 amino acids)
Biological process (GO): DNA-templated DNA replication; DNA repair
Cellular component (GO): DNA replication factor C complex; nucleus
Molecular function (GO): ATP binding; DNA clamp loader activity; DNA binding
Source: RefSeq, a predicted model, not a curated record
UUUCGGAACGUACUCUAUCGAGAAAGUUGACAAUUAUUUAGAGUUUUGCGCCAAAUCUGGGCUCGAAUUUGUAGCGAGUAUUGUUAUUGUAUUUGUUGAAAUUUUCGAUCCGAAACAAUGGUCGAGUCUAAGGAUAAACCUGGAAAUCUUCCUUGGGUCGAAAAAUAUCGUCCAAACACACUCGAUGAUUUGAUAUCGCAUAAAGAAAUUAUUAACACUAUCAACAAAUUCAUUGCGGCGAAGCAGCUUCCGCAUUUACUUUUCUAUGGACCACCGGGUACCGGCAAAACAAGUACCAUUUUGGCAUGUGCAAAACAACUUUACACACAAGCACAAUUCAAGUCGAUGGUUUUGGAAUUAAACGCCUCAGACGAUAGAGGUAUUAAGAUAGUAAGAGGACCCAUAUUAAACUUUGCCUCGACAAGAACAAUCUUCGCCGGCAGCUUCAAAUUGAUCAUAUUGGAUGAGGCAGACGCGAUGACCAAGGAUGCACAGAAUGCAUUGAGGAGAAUCAUUGAAAAGUACACAGAAAACAUUCGCUUUUGCAUUAUCUGCAACUACCUGAGUAAGAUAAUACCCGCUGUCCAAUCGAGAUGUACAAGGUUCCGGUUUGCCCCUUUAGCUCCAGAACUUAUUCUGCCGCGACUAGAUUACGUGAUACAAGAGGAGAAACUGAAUGUGACAGACGAUGGCAAAAAGGCGUUAAUGACACUAUCAAACGGCGACAUGCGAAAAGUCAUAAAUGUUCUACAAAGUACAUCAAUGGCGUUCGAUAUUGUAAAUGAGGAUAAUGUUUACACAUGUGUGGGGCAUCCAUUGAAGAAGGAUAUUGAAACGAUAAUUGAAUCUCUAAUGUCCACUGCUGAUUUUCAACAGUGUUACAAUGAAAUCGCAACGAUUAAAUCAGCGAAAGGCUUAGCACUACAAGAUAUAAUCACCGAAAUUCAUUUGCUCGUUAUGAGGAUUGUUUUACCUAUGACCGUUAUUAAUAAGUUGGUCAUCAAAUUGGCGGAAAUUGAAGAGAGGUUGUCACAAGGAUGCACAGAAAAACCGCAGUUGACUGCAUUGAUCUCUGCCUUUUUUAUUUCUCGAAAAAUGGUUACUUUGAAAGCAUAGAUGUAAU